Messenger RNA from Kuraishia capsulata CBS 1993, 1683 nucleotides. RefSeq lists its product as uncharacterized. The transcript has a single exon. Bases 1 to 1683 code for a protein of 560 amino acids. The record is from RefSeq and is a predicted model, not a curated record. NCBI's taxonomy places the organism in Eukaryota, Fungi, Ascomycota, Pichiomycetes, Pichiales, Pichiaceae.
AUGUCAGGUCUCGGUUUUGAUUGGUUGAAUAUACCAGGAAUAGAGAGCGAGACCACGGGAACGGCCACCCCCCCUCCUCCUGUGUCGUUCGGGGUAUCCCCGACCAGCUCCUCGAGUUCGCUGAACCUGGCUUCGGUUGCAAAGAGCUCACAUCACCCUGAAUCGCAUCUCAAGUUUGAUUCGUUGUUUGAGAAACUGAGUACGUCGGUACACCAUGACAUGAACAGGCGAGUGCAGAGUGCUGAUAACAUUGACAGGUUGAGGACGCCCGAGGCCCAAAGCACGCCAGAACUGCAGCACAGCGAGAGUAUGAACGGAACAAAUGAUGAGAUCGAAUUCAAAGAUGACCCGUCUAUUCCUCUGUCGUUGACCGCUGAUCAAUUGACCAGCCAAGAGGCAAAGACGUAUCUCCGUUGGUACAGCGAUAUGCUCACCAGGCGAGAGAGCAAAACGGUGAGCCUGGAAGACGUGUUUCAGUUCAUGAACAAUUUCGGGAUUAUCCCGAGCUUGAAGAAGCUUUUACAGAGGAUUUUUUCCAAGUCCGCACGUUCGCUGAACAUUGGUCAGUUCUUUGCAUUGCUACGGCUGGUGGCCCAUUGUCUCCAGGGCCAGCCUCCGUCCAGGUCGCUGAUAAAGGUGCAGGCGCCCGUUCCAAAGCCUAUAUCCAUUCUCUCGAGGAAGAGGAUAAAGGAGAGCGAGGAAAGCGGGUCCAAUGACGAGGUUGACGACGAGAUGGGUGUGGAUUCCAAGGAAGAUAGCAAGGAGAAGCUGGACAUCGAUAGCUUCACCGCAUUCAUGCUGACAGGCAGGCGGCCCGAGGAUGAGAGUGGUCCGAAGAAGAAGAAGCGGUCGGGCGGAAAGCAGGUGAAAUUUUCAGACCAAAUAGUCACCCAGGUUGAAACCGUUGACGAUCCACCCACUGCAGGCAGUCUGGACUGGUCUCUUCCGAUGGAACAGCUCCUCGGCAAAGUAUCGUCUUCUCAGAGAGAUGAGAAUGAAGAGGAAGAGCUGAGGGACAUGCAGGACUCCAUUAAUCAUUUCCAGAACGUGAACAUCGAUAGUGUGUCUAUCCAUGGAACUCCUUCCAACAUACCGUCUGCAUUCUUCGACCAGAACGGCAACUUGUCGCCGGCCCUGGACCAGGGUAACCUCUCGCCUGAGAAAACGCCUGCAAACUCGUAUUUCGAUUAUACGCAGCCUUUGGCGACCCAGUCGACUGGAAGUCUCGUCAAUCCGCAGCCCACGCCGGCCGUAGUCACGCAGCUCACUGGAGGUCCGAUAUCGGCUACUCCACCAAUAUCGAUUCAGGUUACCGGCAGUGCCAACGGGCUGAUGCCACCGCCACCUCCACCAAGACACAGAGCUACAUCAUCACCAGUGCAAUUCAGCAUAUCCUCGAGUCCCGUUGUUUCGUCGCCGCUAGCCCAGAACGGAAGAAUGAUGUCCCAGACUCCUCCACCUCCUCCACCGCCUCCACCAAGAUCUCGAGCUGCCACCGUUGGGUCCAGGCUGAAUCCUCCUCCACCCCCACCCAGGUCGCGGAAAAACUCCAGCCCACCUGUGAUGAUACCGGGCGGGGCAGAUUCGGCUUACGGCUCGGGAAACGGAGAGAACAUACUGGGCGACUUGAAAGCCUUGAAGGCUGAAGUGGAGCGAAUCAAGGCAAUGGGCAUACAAAACUAG